AUGGCGUCCCGCUUCUACGGGUGCUACCUGCUGGUCUCCCUGAACCCCGAAGCACGCAUCCGCAACUACAUUGGGUUCACCGUCAACCCCCCGCGCCGGCUGCGGCAGCACAAUGGCGAAAUCACAUCCGGGGCCUGGCGCACCAAGCGGGGCCGGCCCUGGGAGAUGGCCCUGGUGGUGUACGGCUUCCCCACCCAAGUGGCUGCGCUGCAGUUUGAGUGGGCGUGGCAGCACCCGGACAAGAGCAAGGUGGCGCGCACCGUGGUGGCGGGGCUGAAGAAGCACCAAAAGUAUGGCACCGCCGGCAAGAUGCGCCUGCUGGCUGGCAUGCUACAGCUUCCUCCCUGGCGCUACUUCCCCCUGCGGCUGCACAUCAUGUCCGAGGAGCACGCCAAGACCUUCACGGGUUGCUGCCGCGGACCGCUGCUGUUCCCCUUGGUGGUGGCGCCCCUGGACGAGGUCCCGAGCAGCGUGGGCACAGGCGAGGGCCCGGCAGACGGCGAGGCGGAGACAGAUGGGGAGGAGCCGGCUGCGAGGCAGCGCACCCCCAAGAAGCGGAGCAAGGAGGAGCAAGAAGUGGAGGUGCAGCUGCAGCAGCAGCCAGCAGGGGCGGCGCUGGGCGGCUCGGGACCUGGUGGCCUGGAGGUGGCGCCGCAGCAGCCGCAAAAACAGCGGGCGCGGAAGAAGGCGCAGGCAGCGACCAGCGGCGGCGAUGCAGCGAGGGAUGCAGGGGAUGCAGCCAAGCAGCGGGCCCCUCGAGCACAGAGGCGCCUGCCGACGGCGCCCUUUUUGAACUCAUGUGGUGCCGGCGCCGUGGAUGCCGUGGCCACAGCUACAGAGAAACGUGGUGUCAGCGGCAGCGAGCUGUCAGUGGUGCUGCAGCAGCUUUCUGCUGAGCUGGCGGAGCGGCACCCUGAGCUGCAGCUGCCUGUGGGUCGGCCGGAGGUGCUGCUGCCGCUGCUGCAGAAGCUGCUGGCCAGCGGUGCUAGCGGCUUGCUGGGAUCCGCAUGCGGCGUCGGUGACGCGGCGCCUGCAAUCAAGGCAGCGCGGGGACGGCGGCCACGUGCGCCGCGCGGCAAACCUGCCGCCAAGCGCACUGGCGGUACGAGGGCGGCAGGCCGCUUUCAGCCAGAGGUGUGCAGCAGCAGCGGUGGUGCCAGCAGCAGCGGUGAUGGCUGGGAGUCGCCUGCGCCUCUGGCUCAAUGCAUCGUCGCCGGCCACGCUGCGGCCCCUGCGGUCCCGAACGCUCCGUCGGGUGGAACCAGCCCCAUGUGGAUCGGGUCGGAGCCGCGGCCGGGUCGUGGAUCCAGCAGCCCCUCCCUAGAGGGCCUUUCACCGGCGCCGCUCAUGGCGCGUCUGCGGCUGGGCCGCGCCGUUGCAGCCCUCGAGCCACGCGUGGCGCCCGCCUCUUGGCAGCCCAUCGAGCAAGAGCGCAGGGAGCUGGAGGGCCGCGACAGCGAGCCAGAGCCGCCGCAGCAGCAGGAGCAACAGCUGCAGGAGGUUGGCAGCGGCUUCAGGGUUGUCAGCUUGCUGCGGGGCGAGGAUGCUGCUGCCGGCCUCCGGCGGCGGCAGCGGCUGAAUGGCUCCACGCCGGCAGCGAUGCGGUGCACCCAGCAGCACGGUUCUGCCGUCAAUGUCUGUGGCAUGGUUGAGAUUACAAGUGACUAA
This is a messenger RNA of Monoraphidium neglectum, 1668 nucleotides long. RefSeq lists its product as hypothetical. The transcript has 7 exons. The record is from RefSeq and is a predicted model, not a curated record. NCBI's taxonomy places the organism in Eukaryota, Viridiplantae, Chlorophyta, Chlorophyceae, Sphaeropleales, Selenastraceae. Gene Ontology annotation, biological process: double-strand break repair via homologous recombination. Bases 1 to 1668 code for a protein of 555 amino acids. Gene Ontology annotation, cellular component: Slx1-Slx4 complex. Gene Ontology annotation, molecular function: crossover junction DNA endonuclease activity; 5'-flap endonuclease activity.